AUGAGAGGCGAGCCUGCAGCUGCAUGGGACUCUGGGAACAACACCAUUGGGGAGGAAUACAGUGAUGUCGCCUUUGCUGCGGCAAACACCUUGAUUCUGUUGAUCACGUCUGCUGUGGGGAUUGCAGCGAAUCUUUUUGUCAUACUGGCAGUUUAUCGCCAAAAAUCACUGCAAACUGCAAUAAAUGCACUGGUGGUAAAUCUGGCGGUCAUAGACACUCUGCGAUGUGUAACCGACUGCCCCAUUCUCUUUAUCAUCAUCCUAGCUCUGUAUCGAAGAGGACUUGUUGAGGAGUUGAUCUGUGAUGCACAAGUGGCCUCUUUCUCUUUCAGCUGCUGCAUCCAACUGUUGACUCUGGCCUGCAUAAGUUCAGAGAGGUACCAGGCCAUCGCGCAGCCUUUCAAAACUAGUCAAAGGCGAAGACGGAUUAUGGUGCUGAUUCCUCUCACAUGGGCCUUGGCUAUUCUGGUGGCUGCUUUUUGUCUAAAAUUUGUGAAGGACUCGCCCGUGCAUGAAAGAUGCAAAGGAUUAUUGGGAAAGACAUCCUCCUCCUAUGACACCUUUGGAUUAUACAUGUUGUUCCCACUUUGGGCAGCUUGCUUUAGCGUUAUCAUUGGAUUCUAUGCUCGUAUUUUUGCCCUGGUGAAAUCACACAAUCGCAAAAUAUUUGACGAGGGCACUUUUCCACUUUCGAAUAAAGACAAAACAGAAGAUAAGCAGAAGAAAGAGGAAACCAAAGCUGUGGAGGAUGUACAUGGAAAAUCAGGGCAAAAUCAGACCUUGAGCAAAAGUGCUGCUCAGGUGGAACUCGUGACGCAAGAUGAACUAAAUUCAUCCAAGAAAGAUUCCACGGCUGCUCUACUGGCCUCAAUAAAAACUCCACAAUGCGCCUCCAUCCGUUCAGAGAGUAAAAAAGAAUUAAAAAAUACACUGGAGUUAACAGAUUUGGAAACAGAACAAUCUCCCCCUCCUGCAAUGCAGGUUGCAGUGCCGAUUGAGGAGAAACCUUUUAAAACGGAGCAGUCUAAUCCCUGUGGCACGGAAGCUGAAGCAAAACCAUCAAAUGGAGAAGCUGCUGCUAGUGUUAAGAGCUCAACCACAAAGCCGCAGAAGGUGUCAAGCAAUUUCGACACAGAAAAGCAGUCCAAAGAGAGAGUGAAAAUUGACAAAGCGCCCUCUGAAAUGAAAGAAACCAACCCCCAUGGUCCCUCGUCUGCACAGUUAGAAAAUCCUGAAUCUACUUCUGUUUUACUGACUGAACUAAAACAGGUUAAGAGCAGCAACGGAGGUGAAACACUGAGUGUCGCUGCAGUAGAUCAAGUGUCUUCAUUACCUCCUGCAUCGAGUAAUGUCCCUGAAACAGAAGAUGCAAAACAACAAGGGAAGGUGGAAGGUGCUGUUUGCGUGAUGCCUUCAAAAGCAAGUAAAGAGAGAGCAAACAAAAAGAAGGAAAGUAAAAUGGCGAGGCGUGCUGGCUACAUAAUUAUAACCUUCAUCUUAUUCUGGCUGCCUUUGAUCACAACUAUCCUGGUGAAUUUUGCUGUUCAUGGAAACAAGAAUACACAGAUAACAAUCUUUCAGGACGUCGAGAUUCUGUCCGUCUCUGUCACCUGCAUCACAUCACUGAGUAACCCAAUGAUAUAUGCUGCAGUGAACCCUCAGUUUCGGACAGAGUUUAAAAAACUUACAAACAAGCUUGUGUCCAUAUUCUAUAAGAAAUAA
This is a messenger RNA of Plectropomus leopardus (leopard coralgrouper), 1722 nucleotides long. RefSeq lists its product as uncharacterized. Gene Ontology annotation, molecular function: G protein-coupled receptor activity. Gene Ontology annotation, biological process: G protein-coupled receptor signaling pathway. Gene Ontology annotation, cellular component: plasma membrane. The record is from RefSeq and is a predicted model, not a curated record. Lineage: Eukaryota; Metazoa; Chordata; Actinopteri; Perciformes; Serranidae.